This is a messenger RNA of Sipha flava (yellow sugarcane aphid), 2602 nucleotides long. RefSeq names its product cell division cycle 5-like protein (gene Cdc5). Gene Ontology annotation, molecular function: RNA polymerase II transcription regulatory region sequence-specific DNA binding; DNA-binding transcription factor activity, RNA polymerase II-specific. NCBI's taxonomy places the organism in Eukaryota, Metazoa, Arthropoda, Insecta, Hemiptera, Aphididae. Gene Ontology annotation, cellular component: Prp19 complex; spliceosomal complex. Gene Ontology annotation, biological process: regulation of transcription by RNA polymerase II; mRNA splicing, via spliceosome. The coding region runs from base 127 to 2556 and encodes 809 amino acids. The record is from RefSeq and is a predicted model, not a curated record. The transcript is spliced from 14 exons.
UUGUAUUAUAUUGUUGGUAGCUAUCAAAAGUCACGAUUCCCAGGUUCGUAGUGCUGCAAUAUACGACUGUUUAUUGUAAAGUUUGUUGGUGCAUUAUUAGUUGACAAGACAUAAGACACAUCAAAAAUGCCACGAAUUAUGAUCAAAGGCGGUGUUUGGCGAAACACAGAGGAUGAAAUUCUUAAAGCGGCUGUUAUGAAAUAUGGCAAAAAUCAAUGGUCUCGUAUUGCUUCAUUAUUACAUCGUAAAUCAGCCAAGCAAUGUAAAGCACGUUGGUUUGAAUGGCUUGAUCCAAGUAUUAAAAAAACUGAAUGGAGUCGAGAAGAAGAUGAAAAACUUUUACAUCUUGCUAAACUUAUGCCUACACAAUGGCGCACCAUUGCUCCAAUUGUUGGUCGUACAGCUUCACAAUGUUUGGAAAGAUAUGAAUAUUUAUUAGAUCAAGCACAAAGGAAAGAAGAUGGUGAAGAAGUUGGUGAUGAUCCAAGGAAGUUAAAACCUGGUGAAAUUGAUCCCAAUCCUGAAACAAAGCCAGCCCGUCCAGAUCCAAAAGAUAUGGAUGAAGAUGAACUGGAAAUGUUGUCUGAAGCAAGAGCUCGUUUAGCUAAUACUCAAGGAAAAAAAGCAAAACGUAAGGCUCGUGAAAAGCAGUUAGAAGAAGCCAGAAGACUUGCAGCCUUACAAAAACGGAGGGAAUUACGUGCUGCUGGUAUUGGUGUUGGAAGAGGCAAUAAAAGAAAACGGGGUAUAGAUUAUAACGCUGAAAUUCCAUUUGAAAAAAAACCGGCCCUAGGCUUUUAUGAUACUGCUAAUGAAGAAGUUGAUCCACUGGCACCAGAUUUUAGAAAAUUAAGACAACAGAAUUUAGAUGGAGAAUUAAGAGUAGAAAUUGAAGAGAGAGAAAGAAAGAAAGAUAAGGCAAAACUAAAGCAGCGCAAAGAAAAUGAAGUUCCAUUAGCAAUGUUGAACAAUCAAGAACCUAUUAGAAAAAUGAGUAAACUUGUUCUUCCAGAACCACAAAUUUCUGAUCAAGAAUUACAACAAGUUGUUAAAUUGGGACGGGCUAGUGAAAUGGCUCGAGAAAUUGCAAUGGAAAAUGGUCCUCAACAGGCUUCGGAUGCAUUACUAUCAGAUUAUACACCUUCUAUUAAUAAUAUACCGGGUCGCACUCCAAGAACUCCUUCGUUAUCUACUGAUAAAGUUUUACAGGAUGCACAGAAUAUUAUGGCACUAACACAUGUAGACACUCCUCUUAAAGGAGGGCUCAAUACAGAAUUGCAAAAUGUUGAUUUUAAUGGUGUUACCCCGCAACGACAAUUGAUUACAACUCCUAAUACAAUUUUAGGUACUCCACUUUCCCAAACUACUAAUGAUGGCUUCCAAACACCACAAACUGAUCGAUCAAUAGUAAAAGCUGGUAUGGUAACACCCACUCCUCUAAGAGAUCAGUUAAGCAUAAAUCGCUCAGAUUCUAUGGAAGUGGAUAUUUUAAAUACACCUCAAGCUAUGAAAAAUUACCAACAUCAAGUAAAAGAACAACUCAAAGCAGGGCUGAGUACAUUACCACAACCAAAAAAUGACUUUGAAAUUGUUGUUCCUGAAGAUCAUCUUCAAGAUGAAGAAACUGAAGUUCAAAAAGAUUUUGUAGAAGAUCAAUCCGAUAUAGAGAUGCGUAGUGCUGAAGAACUUCUUGCUCAUCGAAAAUUAGAAUUGAAGUUACGGUCUCAAGUAAUUCAACGAUGUUUACCUCGUCCGCCAGACACUAAUAUUGUUUUGAGACCUUUAAACUCUGAGCCUCCUCUAACAGAUCUUCAAAGGGCUGAAGAACUGAUUAAACAAGAAAUGAUUACAAUGCUUCAUUAUGAUGCUGUUCGAAAUCCUCUUCCCCCAGAAGUUGCUAUACUGACCCAAAGUGGUCCCAAAAAGCAACCAAUUUUAACAGAAACACAACAUUUGGCAUAUUUACAGACACAUCCAUAUCAGCAAUUUACUGAAGAAGAAAUGGAGAAUGCAAAACAAAUUUUAAAAAAAGAAAUGGAAAUUGUCAAACAAGGUAUGAAUCACGGUGAUUUAUCAUUGGAUUCAUUUACUCAAGUAUGGGGUGAAUGUUUGGGUCAAGUAUUAUUCUUACCCAAUCAAAAUCGUUAUACUAGAGCAAAUUUAGCUAGUAAAAAAGAUAGAAUUGAAUCAUUGGAAAAAAAACUAGAACAAAAUAGAGGUCAUAUGACUAAAGAAGCCAAAAAAGCUGGGAAAAUGGAAAAAAAAAUUAAAAUUAUUCUUGGAGGAUAUCAAACUCGUUCUCAAGGCCUUGUGAAACAAUUUCAAACUCUUGUUGACGAAGUUGAACAAGCACAUUUAGAAUUAUCAACUUUUCUAUUUCUGCAAAGACAAGAAGAAGCUGCUAUACCAAAACGAUUGCAGUCAUUAACUGAUGAUGUAAAUCGUCAAAAAGAACGAGAGAAAAUUUUGCAACAAAAGUACUUGGACCUUGAAACACGAUGGAAAGAAUUAAACAUAGGAAAUGAUACAAUAGUCAAACCAUUAAAAAUUGAAUAAUUUUUACUGCACUCAUGUUUUAUUUUUAAUUUGUAUUAGAUAUUUU